Molecule: messenger RNA, 1873 nt
Organism: Protopterus annectens (West African lungfish)
Lineage: Eukaryota; Metazoa; Chordata; Ceratodontiformes; Protopteridae
Product: bactericidal permeability-increasing protein-like
Exons: 15
Coding region: 50-1480 (476 amino acids)
Molecular function (GO): lipid binding
Source: RefSeq, a predicted model, not a curated record
UUCAUCUCACGAUUACCAUCUGCCACAUAGUGAACCUUCGAAACGUACAAUGCGCUGGUGGAUGGUUCUUGGACUCUGGCUGCUAGCAACUUAUUCAGCCACAGCCUGGGCUACCAAUCCAGGUUUUGCAGCAAGAAUAACAAACAAAGGUCUUGAUUAUGCUCAGAAACUAGGAAUCCAGGCUCUGCAAAAGGAGUUGUCCAAGAUCAAGGUGCCAGACCUUCAUGGCAGUAAGCGUAUUAGAUUUCUUGGGCGUGUGUCAUAUGAUGGCUACAGAAUUAAUGUUCGCAGUUUUCAUCUGCCCACAUCUGCUAUCACCUUAGUCCCUGGUGUGGGUCUCAGAAUCUCUAUAUCAAAUGCUUAUAUUCAUCUAAAUGGAAGGUGGAGAGUCCGGGCCAGAUUUGUAAGAGAUCGUGGCUCUUUUGAUGUGAAGAUUCAAGGUGUCUCCAUCUCUUUGGUGCUGAAGCUGGGUAGUGAUAGAACGGAGAGACCAACAGUUUCACCUUCUGACUGUAGAAGUAGCAUUUCCAAUGUCAACUUGAAAAUUAGAGGAAGGUUCCGGUUUCUCUACAGACUGUUUAGAAAGCACAUUAAUAAAGCAGUCCGAAAGGCAAUGGAGAAGCAGAUAUGCCCUGUUGUUGUCAAUACCAUUAACAGAAGGCUACCACCUAUCCUACAUACCUUGCCAGUUAAUACAAAGAUCGACAGAUUUGCUGCUAUAGAUUACUCACUUGUUGGUCCACCACUGGCAACAGCUGAAGCCCUGGAUGUGCAUUUUAAGGGUCAGUUCCUUGAUGUUACAGGUAACACCAAGAUUUCAAUUGCUCCACCACCUCUGCAGUUCCCUGUGGAUCACAGUCAUAUGCUUAGCUUUGGUGUCUCAGAAUACUUCUUCAACACAGCGGGGAUCAUAUACAAGGGUGCUGGAGCUCUGGUUUUUGACUUGACUGAUAAAAUGAUCCCAAAAAAUUAUAAGAUACGUUUGAGCACAUCUUCCAUUGGCAUCAUCAUACCUAAGGUUCAGAAAAUGUAUCCGAAUAGGCCAGUGAUGAUGCGUGUCGCUGCUGAUACAGCACCCUUUGUGACAAUAUCACCAGGCAAAUUUACUGUUACAGCAACGUGCAAUAUUGAGACUUCUGCUAUUUUGCCAAACAAGUCAUUAGCUCGUCUCUUUGUUCUACAUGUGGGUACCACAAUCUCAGCUAAAAUUGGUGUUAGAAACAAAAAACUUGUUGGAAGCCUUUCACUGGACAGUAUACGACUGAAUCUGAAACAUUCUGAUGUUGGCUUUUUUCAUGUAAAAUCCAUAGAAGAAACUGUGAGGUUUUUCAUCACAUAUGUCAUAGUUCCUUAUGUUAAUGGUAUCUUGGCAAAUGGAUUCCCGCUGCCUGUGCUGGACAACAUUCGGCUGAAUGAUGUCGUUGUUGAACCUAAGCAGCACUACUUACUGCUUGCAGUUACGGUGGUUUAUGGUGCAUAAAGGCAGCAGCAAAAAUAAAACUUACAUCAGGCAAAAGAGUGGAAACGUCCCACCAGGAAAAAUGGCACCUGUUUUAUCUUCGAUUACUGUAUUAUGAUUUAAGCGAAUAACUAGCAAAAACCUUAUAAUUUGCUAUACUACAUGCAAACAGUGACUGUUUUUAAAGUAAUGGCUUCAUAUAACUCAAACUCAUUGCUGGUCUUAGCAAUACUUUAAUAAUCUCACGUCAAGAUAAUGACAUAUUCACGUAUUUAUUUGCUUAUAAUAAUAAAAACAUUAAAACAGCCAAGCUUUAUUAAUCAAAACCUCUUAAAUAAACUUUCAAACUCUACUUCCUUUGCAAAAAAUAUAUAUACACCUCACAAGAAUAAAAUAUGAUUAAUGACAUAAUGA